Messenger RNA from Amoebophrya sp. A120, 189 nucleotides. The record is from the annotation of a GenBank genome assembly. NCBI's taxonomy places the organism in Eukaryota, Dinophyceae, Syndiniales, Amoebophryaceae.
AUUCGACGUGGACCGCGGAGGCGAUUUCUUCUAAGGAGGACGACCAGCUUUAUCCACGGAAAGCAUUUUGUUUCUUGACCUUGCUCAAGAUGAACUUCUGGAAGGUCGUCCACCUUAACAUCUCGUGCAUUUAUUUUGCAAAUCAUUUUUUUUUAGCACAAUUCCUACGAGGAGGAUGCGCAGGCGCAG